Molecule: messenger RNA, 2318 nt
Organism: Bufo gargarizans (Asiatic toad)
Lineage: Eukaryota; Metazoa; Chordata; Amphibia; Anura; Bufonidae
Gene: PIGB
Product: phosphatidylinositol glycan anchor biosynthesis class B
Exons: 11
Coding region: 119-1729 (536 amino acids)
Biological process (GO): GPI anchor biosynthetic process
Cellular component (GO): endoplasmic reticulum membrane
Molecular function (GO): alpha-1,2-mannosyltransferase activity
Source: RefSeq, a predicted model, not a curated record
GGCGCUGCUUUCUCUCCAGUGAUUUUACUAAUGUUCUGGCGGUUGGCUGUGUAGUUUACCUGACCGGGGAAAGUGACAGCGGGGCGUGGUGUCCCAGGAUAACAGAGCGGCUCCAGCUAUGGAGGUGAUCAGGAGCCGGGCACUGCCUGCCCUGAGGAGGCCGAACACCGCGGGCUCCGUGCAGCUGAGGAAGCGCAGGUCCAAGCUCUACAGCAAGGAUGGCCGGGACGCGGCGGGCGCAGGCCUCCUUGGAGAAAACAUUUACUUUGUCUUGUUCACAGUCACAUUUCGGAUUGUAAACUGUGGUUUGGUACAGACCAGCUUUGUCCCUGAUGAAUACUGGCAGUCCCUCGAAGUGGCGCAUAAUAUGACUUUCAAUUAUGGCUAUCUAACAUGGGAGUGGAAUGAAGGUUUGAGGGGGUUCACGUACCCCCUGCUGUUUGCCAUUGUUUAUAAGCUUUUAUAUUGGAUUGGCAAGGAUGACGUCUUCUUUCUGAUUUGGCUUCCAAGACUGAUACAGGCUGUGUUCUCCGGCAUGGCAGAUGUAAAACUAUACAGUCUAGUGAGGCGCAUGGAAAAUCCAAACAUAGCAAAAUGGGUGUACUUCUGUCAGCUGUGCUCCUGGUUUACAUGGUACUGCUCCUCAAGAACUCUGACAAAUACAAUGGAAACAGUACUUGGCACUCUGGCUUUGUAUUAUUACCCUCUGGAAGGUUCACAGACAAAGAACAGCACCAAGUACCUGCUCUUCGUGGCUCUCGCAUUUCUAGUCCGGCCAACUGCACUUAUUCUGUGGGUUCCAUUGCUUUUAUAUCAUUUUUGCAAAGAGCAGAAGAAACUAGACUUAAUAAUUCAUCAGUGUUUACCUGUUGGACUGUUUACCCUUGGAGGUUCAGUAAUAAUUGACUGGGUAUACUUUGGCAAGUGGACUGUAGUUCAGUGGAACUUUUUGAAGUUUAAUGUUCUCCAAAAUAUCAGCACUUUCUAUGGGUCUCACCCUUGGCACUGGUACAUCACUCAGGGUUUUCCAGUCAUCAUUGGCACACACUUGCCGUUCUUUAUACACGGCUGUGUGGUGGCACCAAAAAGAUAUCGUGUUCUACUAGUAGCCAUAGUUUGGACUGUCUUAAUAUAUAGCACUUUGAGCCAUAAGGAAUUUCGAUUUAUCUAUCCGGUGCUUCCGCUCUGCAUGAUCUUCUGUGGUUUUUCACUUUCAAGUAUUAAACGUUGGAAGAAAGCAGCUAUUGGUCUUUUGGUUUUAUCGAACCUGCUUCCAGCACUCUACACUGGGUUGAUUCACCAGAGAGGAGCCCUGGACAUAAUGAGCAACAUUCAACACUUAUGUAACAAGGAGAACUCCUCCCUUCUGAUUCUGAUGCCUUGUCACUCCAUUCCCUACUACAGCCAUGUUCAUUGCCCCAUUAAGAUGAAUUUCCUUGAGUGCCCUCCCGAUUUAGAAGAUCAUGAUACAUAUGUUGAUGAAGCUGACCUGUUCUAUGUAAGCCCCCUGGCUUGGCUCAAUGCAGAAUUUUAUGAUCCCAAGCGAUUACCAACACACUUACUAAUGUUUAGUGUUCUAGAAAAGGUGAGUGUAUUAAGCCAAACAACAAGAAGGCCCCAGGAGCCAAGAUCUCAAGACUAUGGAUGUGCAGCACACGGAUGCUUCCAUAUUGUGGGCAUGCACAACCAUACACUACAAAAACAGUAUUUGCCCCUAACCCCUCAGUGACCAGCCUGUUUGGGCCUUAGUAACCAAGCAAUUUUUUUCAUUGUUGCCUUCGAAGAGCUAUAACUUAUGUUGUUAGUUUUUUUUUUUUACACCAUUUUAGGGUACACAUAAGUUACUUAGAAAUGUAGCCAUGCACAUCUGCCAUCAUAUCGUGCAGGAUGUUUUGUAUCUUUUUUCUGUAAUUUUUAUUUAUUUUUUAUUAGUCUUAAAGGAGUGGCACCUUCAGGUGUGAAUGCGCCUCUAUCUUGGGAGUAACAUUCUUGUGCACUUUUGCCCCACCUAUCUAAUAGGCGUGUGUGCUCCUCCACUUAUUGGUUGCUUGGUGCACAUAGAGGUGACUAGGAGCAGCACACUAUAUAUGCAGGGUCUGCGCUCCUGAAUAUAGAUGCACAACUGCAUAGGUAGGUCUAGAGUAGGACCUGCCUGACCAGAGACCACCGUAGCGCUGGGUAGGUGGGCAUAGAUGUUUUGAUCAAAAUAUAUUGGCUGAGAGUCUUAGAUUUUAUCAUUACAGUGAGGGCUUAGUCCAUACAUUAUGUUUGCAUCUAUUGUUGCAGUGUGUUGUUUUCUGUGACUUAUAAAUGUAGCC